GUGACUUGGUAAGACUUAUGCAAAGUUGUGGCCGGCAAGCAAGUUUGUUUUAAGCCAUCAUUUAUUCAUUCUCUCUCACCAUUUUCUACAUCGACAAUUAGACCCUGUGUUCCAGCUUCUGAUCUGGGGAUCAUGGACAAACUGGUGGUGAAAGUGAAACAGAGGAAGAUACUGUCCUUUCUGCCUAAAGUUGUAUCAUCAUCAGCUGUACUCACUUUCCAAGUCAGCCCACCAAUAAGCCCUGUUGGCAAAGGAUCUUCCUCAGCUCCGACCAUCGUAUCCUUGAUUCCCAAGGGAGCUCCAAGUAAGUCUAGGAAUGGGAGCUUUGAUGCACGUGAGCCUGCCUCCCCAGAAGUUUCGUGCAUCGGCCAGAUCAAGCGCAACAAAAAGAAAAAACAAGCUGCCAGCAAAUCUAAGCUACCCUCACCUCCACCGCAAGCAACAUGUGCAGAACAAGUGAAGAGGAAACAGGCAUCAAAAGUGACAAAGCAUGGUCAUAAGAUUGCGGAAGCUGCAAGAGUUCCUUCCCUUGGGCAGACGAAGCAAUUUUCAAGCGCACGUGGCACCUUAUCAGAUUUUGAUUGGAAGACUUUUGAUCAAGCAGCUGGCUUCGUCACCAAUCCUUUGUACGAGGAAAAGGUGGUUGUCAAUGUAAAUGGAGUUAAAGAAUCAAGAAAUGCAAAAUUGUGGAUUAGAAGAACCUCAACACGUCUAGCUCCACUUCAAUUGUAGUAACUCCAUCACUGUCUGCAUUGCUAUGUAGUUAAUCAAUGUCAUGUUACAAAUUUCUAAACAAUUAACUCAAUUGAGUAUUCAUUAGUAUUUCAUUAAAUAUAAA
Messenger RNA from Gossypium arboreum, 838 nucleotides. RefSeq lists its product as uncharacterized. The record is from RefSeq and is a predicted model, not a curated record. The transcript has a single exon. The coding region runs from base 133 to 732 and encodes 199 amino acids. NCBI's taxonomy places the organism in Eukaryota, Viridiplantae, Streptophyta, Magnoliopsida, Malvales, Malvaceae.